Molecule: messenger RNA, 6591 nt
Organism: Artibeus jamaicensis (Jamaican fruit-eating bat)
Lineage: Eukaryota; Metazoa; Chordata; Mammalia; Chiroptera; Phyllostomidae
Gene: RP1L1
Product: RP1 like 1
Exons: 6
Coding region: 598-6411 (1937 amino acids)
Biological process (GO): photoreceptor cell development; intracellular signal transduction; axoneme assembly
Cellular component (GO): axoneme
Source: RefSeq, a predicted model, not a curated record
UGUCUGGCCUCAGUGCAAAUGGCCUGUCUGCUUGGGCUGAGAAGGCAGGGUGGGCUGGAGUUCUGGGCUCUCGAGCCAAGGAGAGUGGCUUUGAAAACCAUCCAGAGGAGGGCCACGAGACCUGAGGCUCCUGGAAGUAGGACCAGCUGCAGGGGGAGAGGUGACAUUCAAAGCAGCCAGACAUCCCUCUUGGAUUCAAGGGGGCUCAGGAAGCUGGGCAUGUCCUUGCCCUCCCUAGAAGAUGGUAAGCCUGUGUCCUGUGGGUCACCCACCUGAAGACUGUCUACUGGUACGGGGAAGUCACAGCCAGCGGGGCGGCAUUCCAGCCUGAGACUCUGGGAGGUGGAGAAAGCCACACAGAUCAGUCAGUUGGAUCAUAUAGCCAAGAGCUGACUGUUUACGAUGAACUACACCACAUGGGAGACCCGAUCAUUACUGCUGUCCUACUAUGUCCCAGGACCUGGCCUCUGGUGGCCCUCGCAGGCCCCUCCCCCACCAUCUUCCACUGUGUGAAGCAUGAUGACAAAAUGACAAAAACAUUCUCAAGGAAACGAGCUGCCCCGCUCACGGAGGCCACCCCGCCCAGGCCUCCACGCCAUGAACAGCACCCCGAGGGAUGCCCAGGCCCCCAGCUACCGUGAGUGCCUCCUGCCUUCCAUGGCCCGGACCCCCUCUGUCACCCAGGUCACUCCAGCCAAGAAGAUAACUUUCCUCAAGCGAGGGGAUCCCCAAUUUUCUGGGGUUCGUCUAGCUGUCCACCAACGCACCUUCAAGAGCUUCGGGACACUGAUGGAUGAGCUCUCCCAACGCGUGCCUCUCUCCUUCGGGGUACGCUCUGUCACCACGCCCCGGGGCCUGCACGGCCUCAGUGCCCUGGAGCAGCUGGAGGAUGGUGGGUGCUACCUCUGUUCCGAUAAGAAGCCCCCUAAGACCUCCAGCGGGCCAGGCCGGCCACAAGGGGGACGCCCCUCUACUCAGCAGUCUCGAGAUGUUGAAGGCCAGGGCGAGGCCCCAGGGAUAUCCUCUUCCAGGAAGAAUCCUAAAGCCCCAAAGAAGAUAAUGCUGGUUAAGAAUGGGGACCCUCGAUUCCAGCAGACAGUGGUGCUCAGUCAUAGAAACACCAGGAGCCUGUCGGCCUUUCUCAGCAAAGCCUCGGACCUUCUGCACUUUCCUGUGCGGCAGGUGUACACAACCAGCGGGAAAAAGGUGGACUCUCUGAAGGCUCUGCUGCACAGCCCCCCGGUGCUGGUGUGUGCUGGUCCUGAGUCCUUCAGACCUCUAGCAACAGAAGGUGUGAGAAGUGGGACUGAGACCUUAUCGGGGCAGACUUCACGGAGCAAAAAUGGGAGCUGGGGCCCAAAGGCCAGGCAGAGUGUGAUCCACUCGAGAUCCAGGUCGGGCAGCGGGCCUCGGCAGUUUCCCUCGCUGUUGGAAGGGUCUGGCCUCAGCGGUCCCCGGGUGUCCCUGCACCAUGCCUGGAUGGGUCCUGAUCCUGACACACACCCUCAGGACACGCCUGCCCAGCUCGGCCCGCUGGUGGCCAGUGAUGACGUUGAGAAGAAAGUGCACGUGAAUGAGGACGGCAGCCUGUCUGUGGAGAUGAAAGUCCGCUUCCACCUACUGGGCAACGACAUGCUCCUGUGGUCCAGGAGGGUCAGCAGGGCCGGUGCCCUCACAGCAGCCAGUGGGGAAGGCCACCCUGGGGGCUCCUCAGAGCCUGGGACACAAGCACUGGGGACCCAAGAGGCAGCAUGCAAGGAAGCCGUCGAACGAGGCAGGUGGCAGCCAGGGUCCAGAUAUGAGAUCUGGAUGAACCCCCUGUACGCCGCCCAGGGAGAGGGGACAGCAGCUCAGAGUAGGGCCAGGCCAGCCCCCCAUGCCCAUUCCAGGGGCCGCUGGAGCCGAGGGGUUGCUGGCAGGAAAAGCAGCAGCAAGGAGAGUGUCAGCCCUGCCUCCAGUGACAGACCCCCCGAAGGCUCAGAGCCAAACUCCUCCUGCUGCUCCCGGUCCCCAGAGGGCAGCACGGGCAGCUGCGACCUGCAUCUGUCCUCCAGGGCCACCUCCCAGAAAGGACCAGGACAGGCAGCUGGUGGUACUCCCCAGGCCGGUGGGGGCCCAGGUCCAGAGGGAGGAGGGCUGGGCAGCAGGGACCCCCGCUGCCUGAAACCCAGGACCCAGCGUGUGACAGGCGCUCUCUCUGACUCCUCAGCCAGUGCCGGGUCUCAUGAGGAGUCCAGUGAAAGGGGUGAGCGGCACCAGGGCCGCCGCAGCAAGACCAGGGCCAUGACUUCCCCACGGAAGGCCACCCGUGCGGGAGGCCCCUGUUCCUCCACCAUGAACCUCUCAUCUUUGGGGAAUGAGGACCCAUGGGCGGAGGGGAACAUACCAGGCCCCGGGCACAUGCAGGCCAGGGAUGCAUGUGGGACGAGACAGCCCCUGGCUUCAGGUUGUUUCGGCUCUAGUGAUAUUGCAGAAGGUUGUUCCCUGUCUUCUCCCCGCAUCUCAGCCACAGACAGGAGAAGAAAGCAGGAGAGCAGAGCUAGUGCUGUGGCCUCACCCAGCAUUUCUGGGCUUGGCCGCGGGCCCCAGAGAGGCCACCUCAGACAGCACGGCAGCCGAAGGGACACCCACUGCCCACUCGACUCACCUGUGUGCAGGCAAACACAGGGGCCUCCCAGUGCAGGCAGGGGCUUCCCAGCCAGCCCAGCACCACGCUUUCCGGGAAGCUCAUCUAGCGCCAGAAACCCAGGGUCCCAGAACCCAGAGCUUCCCCGCUCUCCCUCUCUUCAUUCCCAGGAUGCACAGGGGGUCGGCAGUGCCCCCCUCACUGCUGUGAGCGAUUCAGACUGCGCUCUGGACCUCUGCCCUGCCCACUCUCCCUUUACUGAGACAAAAGGGAACCCUGAGUUCAGGGCGCACUCGCCUUGCAAUUCAUGGGACUCUCUCAGCUCCCAAGCCAACGCCCAGGGUGAAAAUGUGGGGGGUGAUGUCCCCAAGCCCUCCCGGCUUUCGCCUCUGCCAGUUGGACAGCACAAGGUGGGGAAGUCAAGGUCCCAGCAAGAGGGCUGCUACUCAGAAACGGGCAUAUCUGGGGUCUGCAGGACCCCCUGCGUGGAGAUGCACGCCCAGCCUCAGGGCAGCCCGGAGCCCGUCUCUGAGGCCCUCCCGGUGUGCAGCAGGCACUGUCCCACUCCCCCCAGGGCGCAGUCCUCUGUCAAAAAACAUGGUCUCCCACAUAGCAGCAACAGAGACCACAGCGCAGCUUCAGGGCCAGCGGGCACCGCCCUGGGAGAGGAGCAGCUUGAUGCGCAGUGCCCACGCCCCCCCGGCUCUCAGUCAGGGGGCCCUCGUAGAGCAGUCAGGGCAGCGAGAAGGGGCAGCCUGGGUGCCAGGCCCGGGAGGAUGUGCCAGGGUCAGGCUGCUGGUGGAGGGGACGGUCUGGAGGAGCAAGAGGACAAGGACAGUGUGACACUGGGUGCCCUGCCCCGAGCCUCUCCAGAAGCUGUGGUCCGUGAGUGGCUGAGCAACAUCCCGGAGGAGCCCGAGCCUGUGAAGUAUGAGACAGUGGAUGACAGGCUGGAUAUGGCUAGGGACGGCCUCGCAGACAGACAUUCCCCCAAAAGCCUGGAGGAGCCAACUCAGGCCAGACACCCAUCCCUGGAAAGGGCAACCAGUGAGAAAGCAGAACCAGAGGGACCCCUCCCAGUGACUGGUGAUGCUGGUCCCCAGCCAGGAGAGGGUCUUCCUCACAGCGGAGUUUCAGAAGCCCCCGUGGAGGCCAGAGCAGGUGAAGUGGCAGCUGGGGACUGUGCUGUGGGCCAGCGUGUGCUUCCCCACAGGGUCUCUGCCUCUGUACAGGUCAUGAAAGCGCUGCUGGGCUCCAGGCAGGGCCAGGCCGGCAGCCUGCCUGAAGUGUCGGGCUCGGCGGGCAGAAGGCUCAGCCACUCCGCCCAGGCCCUCAUCAUGUGUCUCACCAAGCUCCACUUCUUCGAUGAAGAUCUUGGGUCUUCCACCAGCAAAGUGAGGUUCGCAGACUCUCCUCGGUACAAGGAGCUCCUGAGCACCUUCCAGGCCUUGUGGCCCAGGUGUGGCCUCAGGCCAGGUGAGCAGGACUCAGGCCUCCGGGAGUUCAGCAGGUGCCAGGCUCUGCCAGGCCUCAGGUCCCAGGCUGUGACUGAGAACUUCACACCAACAUCCUCUUCUGGUGUGGAUGUCGGAAGUGGUUCUGGAGGCUCGGGGGAAGGCAGGGGACCCUGUGCUGUGGACUGUGCCCUGGUCUCUGAGAGGAUAGACCUGCCCUCGAAAAUCCUCCACCAGAGGCCUGAUUCCAGAACCUCAGAGAACCCAGAGGAACUGGGAAGGCAGCAGCUGAGUGGUUGCAUGGCCUCCUCAAGUUCUCAAGCACGGGCCUGUGCCACCAGGAAGGGCAAGGCCGAGGGGAGCAGUGGGGAGCACAGGCUGGGUGGCAACCUGGACCAAGUAGUUGAGAGCACAAUGCAAGAAGAGGCAGUGCAGUUAGCAAAAAUAAUAGAAGAAGAAGAAAGAGCAGAAUUGCAAUGGGAAGCUGUCAGUGGAUUUCCAGAAGAGAAAAGGGCCGUGGGACAGGAAUUAUCAGGAGCUAGGUCUCAGGAAGAGGAGGGUGCACGGGACGAUGAGAGUGUGCAGGAAGAGGAAGCAGGAAGAGACCUUGUCUCUGCCAUGCUGCGCCCUGCAGGGAGGGGAGAGACAACGGCAGAGACCCUUGGGAGCCUCGUUGAGAGGGACUCAAAUGCCACUGGGAGUCAAAGUGGUCCCAACACUGAACCCUGUUUGGAGGAGCUGCCCAGAGCCACUGGGACAAGCCACGAGGAAACCCAGGCCAAGUCCGGCCAGCAGGCUGGAGAGAAGGGCUCUUCUGUGGCUCACAGGGUAUCUCUAGACCCUGACCCCCUCUGGGUGUCCAGUCUGCUGAGGAAGAUGGAGAAGGCCUUCAUGGCCCACCUGGCCAGCGCCACGGCCUCGCUCCGAGCCCGCUGGAGCCUGCAGGACCACAGCCUGCUGGACCAGAUGGUGGCUGAGCUGCAGCAGGAUGUUGGCCAGCGGCUUCAAGACAGCACCGUAAAGGAGCUGCAAAAGAUCCAGAGCCGGGCUGGGAGGAGGGCACCUGGGCCUCCCAGGGUAGCCCUCAGGUGGGAGACAUCCCAGCAGACAGAGCAGCGCAGGCAUCGCCUCCGGGGCCUGCGUAACCUCUCAGCCUUCUCAGAGCGGACCUGGGCCCCGGGCACCCCCUCCCUCUCCCUGGAGGACGUGCCAAACCUCAGUGGAGCUCUGGGGACCCAGCUGGAUGGCAAGGCCAAGGAGGAGGAGUUCUGUCCCUGCGAGGCCUGCCUGAGGAAGAAAGUGAUAUUGGCAUCCCCAAAGGACACAGUGGGCAUAGCCAGUCUACCUAUCAAAGAGGCCUUUGACCUGCAGCAAAUUCUGCAGAAGAAAAAAGGAGGGUGUGCUAGUGGGGAGACAGCAGGCAUGACCCCCAAGAAGACAGGGGUGGAGCUGCAUCAGAGGGACCCCUCGGGGACUGGGACUGUCCAGGGAGCUGAUGGAGGUCUGGAGCCAGAGUUAGGCUGGGGUGCCGGGGCCAAGGAGGGCGAUGAGGAUGAGGGCAGCCAGACCCUCAGCAGCGGCGAAGAUCCAGGAGGAGCAGAGGAAGAUGCAGCUGCUCAGAAGAGAGGAGGGAACACAGGCCCCCAUGCAGGCUGCCACCCAGAGGCGGCGGAAGCGGGGGAGUGGGGCAUGGGGCGCAGGGAAGGGGACCCAGAGGAGGGCUCUGGGGCCCGAAGUCCAGGUGGACAGAAUGAUGGUGCCGACACCGUAGAGGUCCAGAAAACCGAAGGAGAGGGACAGCCAACUCGGAGAAGAGAAAGUCAAGGUGAGAAACAGGCUGGCCCGAGGCGGGGCAAGUCGGGCAAGGCUUCUGGACACAGCAGCCCAGACCAAGAGAGGAGGCCCCCACCAGCCCCUGCCACAGGUGGAGACACCCGCGGCCAAACAGGCCAGAAAACAGGCCUCUCCUCGUCCAGAACAUCAUCUCUAGGAAACUGCUCUCAGGUCUCUCAGAAAGGCUCCGAAGAGGAGCCUUGGAAUGGAGGUAUGAGGACCUUUAGCGAUGAGCCCAAGGGAGUCCCUGGUUCAGAGAGAAAAGUCACAGACAUGUAUCCAGAAAGCUCCACCUCUGAGCAAGAAGGGCCCUCCUCGGGCUCCAGGACUCCAGAGCGAGGGACCGGUGAAGGUCUGACCCCUGAGCCCGGAGCAGGCCAAGGCUCUGACAUAGAAGCUGAGAAGGUGGUUAAACGUCUCUCUGGGGCAGAAAGGAGGCUUAGAAGCCUCACCAUGGACAGGACAGAUGGCUUUGGCCAAGACGAUUUAGAUUUCUAGAGAUCCAGCUGUGAGGUGCUCAUGAGUCCGGAGCUCUGUCUUGUCUCAUAUUUUGCCUACAGACCUGAGUGUGGCUCAGCCCCCUGGCAAUGUGUCAACGUGGGGGAAAGAUCAAAGGCGUGCAAAGGACGUGGCCACUCCAUGGUGUCCGGGAGCUUCCGAGGGCCGGCUGGCUCGCCA